GACACAUCAUGCACGUCAUGUGAUUCACAGCGACGUUGCAAAACAAUAGUUGAGACAUUUCAGUGAAAAAUAGUGAUGACAAGUCAAUGUCAGACUGUUGUAUCCCCAAUCAUGAACACGACAAACGAGGAGAUGUUUCCUGAAAGAUAUUCAUCACAUUUUUUUGAGAUCUGAGCGUCCCAAAGGCCAUGAUAUCAUCAAGAUGGCGUUGUAUCGACGGAUUUUCCCACAUAAAGACAAGAAAUGUCGGAAUGGAAGAUGGACUUUUCGGUCGCACAAGAAGGACUACAAUUUCUCUUCACCGGAGCUUCUAACAUCACACAAGAGUUGGCAAGCCCCUGAAUUUGACAAGAAUCAGAUCCGACUUCUUGUUUUCAACGAAGGAGACUUGAAGGGACGUAAACUUCUCUUUGACUCCAAGGCCAUCAAGAAGAAUGAGCAGAAAGUGGAGUCAUCUGCGGGCAAGGGAAACCAGUGCAGGUUUAGCUGUUCUUUCGGAAGUAAGAACAAUCUUUCGUCAUCGGAUAAUGCCCACCUACAAGGGUCAGGCGUCCCAGGACCAAAUGGAGAUGUCAACAGCAAAUACACAUUUUUGCGCCCAAGUUCGGAUGUGAAACUCCUGGGGGAGAUGAUGUAUGGGUCUGUAGCGAUGUCGUAUCGAGGGUCAUCGGUCAAAGUUCACACCAUCAAAUCACCGUCUGAACUCAUGCUAUCCCAGGUGUUUGUGCUACGACCAAAGGAAAAUGUAGAUCCAGAAAGGGAUAACAUAAGUCUUGCCCCAGUGGACAUGAUGGUCCCACGUAGUAAUAAACCCACCGAGUCAAGUGCCCGUAGUCUACCUGUAGCCGUUCCCCCUGCUGCAUCCUGCAGCACUCUAGAUGAUGAUAGUGGAGUAGCUUCAAGCUCCAGCAGUUUCUUGACCCCGUUUCCAUCUCCUGGAAGUAGUGUAUCCAGCAACCAGUCCAACAGCCUCCAUCGACGAUGGAUGCGGAACCAGGUUACCAGCAUGGAACACGGAGUCCGACGUAAAUCCUCUGAAACUCUCCUAAAUGUUGAUGAGCCGAUGAAUCGAAGACGUCACCCCAAGAUAGGUGUAGGCGUGGUCGUCACGCUCUUUGACGAGACCGAGCUGGAGAAAAGAAGACAUUUCCAGACGUUCUUCUUCUCUCACUUUACGCUGUUUGAGGGACACUUCUUGAGGAUGUCAAGCGCUGUGGAGAAAGCUCUUACCCAUCAGCGAAGGAUGUUCAUCACCCCAAUUAUGGAGGCUUUAUACGAGUUCCGCUCCUCCGUGUAUUCCUUAUACUGUGCCCCUCGCAUCCAGCGUCCUAUCUGGUUGAAUAUGAUGACUUAUCAAAUGCAGAGGGGUCAUCUAUGUGAGCAUCUUAUGCAUGAGUUACAUACAGAGUUGGAGAUCCACAACAGCAAACAGACAAACUUUUUCUUCAGUCGUCUGUUAACAGCAGUAUUAAUGCACCAUCUUGCCUGGGUUCCAACGGUUAUGCCGGCUGAAGCAGCGCCAAGCCGUGCAUACCUUGACAAACACUCCUCAAUUCUUCUGGAUUUGCUCGCCAAGUCACAUCCUUACAACCCCCUCUGGGCCCAACUGGGGGAUAUGUUUGGUGCAAUCGGCUACCCCUGUAAAGUCGCCAAGACAGUCAUUGUUGGCCGCCGUGCCGACGUCGUCUGCCGUCUACUCUACAUUCUCAGCUAUUUCAUCCGAUGUAGCGAGGUUCACGAAAUCCCCGAACAGAGAGAGCAGAUCUACAUGGAAUACAACAACUUCGACUUGCAGUCUCUAGAUAUGGAAGAGGUGCAUAAAACAGACGUAGGGGGAGCUCCUUUAGAUGAUGAUGGCAGUAGAGAGGUUGCCAUUACGAAAUCGGAGGGGGUGAUGACGCUGUGUGAUUCCGCUGAUAGUGGGUUAGAGAGUUCCUUAGAGAGGUUGCUAGAUUCCCAAGAGGUGGAAGAAGACGAUUCAAAUACAGGAGGGAAAGAAGAUUUCACCGCCAUGGAGUCAAUUAAAACUGUUGGAGUUUCUCCACUAGCCACAGAGAGUAUCGGAGUAACAUCUGGAACAAUAUCUACUAAGGAAAGACCUCUAUCUGGAAGUCUUUAUCCAGAUCUUCAGAUGAUCCUUUCGGAUGCGAACGGACAACAGUCAAGGUCGCUUGAAGCUGAACCUAAACAACCGGAAGACCUCGUCCAAGUGCCUUUAAUACAUACAAAGGAUAUCGAGCCUGCCUGCCCUUGGCGUGAGCGCAUUGCUGCGGUUGGUAUGAGUGCACCAGCAGGAUUAGAGUUUCAGGAUAAAGGGGUUGGACAGAUUCCAGAAAUAUACCCGAGGACCUUCCAUGAGCUGUCGCUAGACUCUAAGCUGGAAUAUUCUGUUCAUGUAGGGCGGAGAAGUGUCGGAGUCGAGGAGUCGACACAUCAUGGUUUUCAGGAUUCAUCUACAAAGACAACUAAAGAGGACUUUAGUCUGUUUAAGAGUGGCCCAGGACACGACAGACCUACUCUGGCAACAGCUACUCCAAUAACAAAGCAGUCUUCAAAUGGAAACACCUCGCCAACUAAUGUUCAGGAAUCAACAGACUCUACUUGUUCAGGGUCAACAACCCCGAGUGACUCCAGUGUGGAUACUGAUGACUCUUCGACGUAUCACUUUGAAACUGUCUCAUCUCAAGACUCAUCCUCGCCUUCCCUGCGUCGACACAAACGAUUUCCCUUAACCAGCCCCCUUGCGCGUGCCCACCAAGAAGCCUUGUUCGCCCAGAUCAGAAACGAGGCCAGAUCCACGGUGGAGCUGAAAAAGCCGAGCGAGAACAUACCUCCAGAAAGGAAAGACCAGAAAGAAUCUGUUAGCCUACACGCAACUACAAGAGGGCAGCAGAUAUCAUCACCACCCAUCACUCAGUAUGUGGACAAUCAACAUGAACCUUCAGGAAGGCAUGAUGUACUUGCCAGGCCGCUCUCCAAUGAGGACACAAGAGGGCAGCAGACAACUCCAGUUCGGCGCCAGACAAGCCAAGAGAAGUGCAGGACUUAUAUGAGAUGUUUCUCCACUGGUUCUAGUGUGUCAUCAGGCUACAGUGAUCGGACACUCAUAGAUCAUGAAGAACUUCCGAUGGCAUUCACCGAACCAGUUACUCCUGAGACUGACCCUGGCGAGACCUAUGUAGACAACUUUGGCCGAUCUCUACUAGGCGGAUACUCACAGACUUAUGUUCCAGAUAUGGCCCUGCAUGGAGUUCCUGAACUAGACAAGAAACAGGUGCUGUCGGACCUGGUCCUGGCCUCACAGAACUCGGUCCUCGAUGAAGCCAUUUCAGAGGCAGUCUGCAUUGUGGCAGACACUGACAAGUGGACUGUGGAGCUUCUAUCCAGCGAGAGGACCUGCCAAUCCCCGGAGAAACCUCUCGGCCUUGAAGUGUCUGUUGCCGAAUGUGUACAUGACCUUAUGGAGUCGGUCUGUCAGAUGUGCCAUCUCAGGAUGCCCUCAGAUUUUUGUCUUAUGCACCUGGAAGACCAACUCCAAGAGGUAUAUUUUAAGAGCACCGCCCUAGCAGCCUAUCUGGACAAGAACCCCCGUGCUGGGCCUAAGGAGAUGACGGCCAUCCUGGGCUUUGAGCCGUCCGAUUUACCCCUCCUCCUAAGCGUACUCAGUGUUCACUCCCCAAAUGUCAUCAAGAACGUGUUGUGGGAGACCCUCGAGAAGAGAUAAAAGAUGACUGAUGUGAUUUCUUCAUUUUUUUAACUAGAAAUCCAGUUUUUUUUUAAGAGAAACAAAAAUGACGAAAUGAAAAAGAGAAAAUCAUAUGGAACACCCCAGAUUGCAGAGAAGGGGCUUUUAAAACCAAAGAUAAAUAAAUGUAAGCAAGGCUUUGCGCUCACAUACCUGUGAUUGGGACAGAAGCCGAGAUUGGGUGGGUUGUCGGGGGAGCAACACUAGACAACACAUUGCGAAAAAAACAGAGGAGAAAUCAGUGUUUCAGUAUAUCGAUUUGUCAUAAAUAUAGAUACAAAUCUUGCAUCUCAACAAAAGGUUUAAGCCAAGUUUUAGGAAAAGGGUGUCCAAAACUUGCUGAAAAAAUUAAUAGUGGGUGUCCAAAUGUUCACUUACAAAGCAGGGUGUCCAAUAGACACCCAGACCCUAACCUUAACUCUCUAGCUAACUCUAUGAUCUCGGCAGGUACUUGUUUUGUGUGUACAUCUGAGCUCAUCUGAGCGAGAUAAGAUGUUUUUAAAAUGUCAGACACGCACAAAGCAUAAGUUCCACUUUAGGGACUGCCACAACAAAAUAUAGAUAUGCUUCAAAGAUGUACAGGAAAUUUGGAAGUCUUUUGAUAACAAUUGUAAUUAUGUCAUGUAUACAGAAAACUAAAGUUAUUCAAGUAUUCAAUAGUAUUUACUUCUGUCUAUACCUCGUACAGCAAUUAUACAACAAAAGAGCGUACGGCAAUUAUGCAACAGUGACAUUUUCUUCAGAACACCUUGCAAGUCUAGCGGGUGUUCAAACAUUUUGUCCCAUGUUCAUUGCUUUAAGUUUAAAGUGUGAAGGAAACAUAUUUAUGCACUUUACCGGGUCUUAAUGUUUGACUAUGCCCAGUCUAAUUCUGAUGCCAGAAUGAAAUAUCACAAGGGAAUACGAGAUGAGAAACAAUAGACGGUAUGCAUGUCGAACGCUCAUCACCCAAGAAAGAAAGAAAACAUUUUACAAAGAAAGCUAACCAUGAAUUACAGAGGUUUGUCACACACUGCGUCAUUUCGCGCUUAGUAGUCCAUGUCUGGCAUAAAUGGACAGGGUCAAAUUUCAUGGCUCUGCUUACUCUAAGCAAAGAAUCAGCACUUACAGAAGCAGGGCAUCCCACGCUUACUUCAAGCCUAUUUCACGGGUUAGCAGGGAAUUUUUUGCCUGUGCGCAUGCGCACUCCACUUUACUAGGCAUUCUUUGCCCACACAGCUAGUGCAGAAAUUUGUGCUUGCUUCGUAAUGGGAGACUUUCU
Messenger RNA from Asterias rubens (European starfish), 5006 nucleotides. RefSeq names its product folliculin-interacting protein 2-like. The transcript has 16 exons. Lineage: Eukaryota; Metazoa; Echinodermata; Asteroidea; Forcipulatida; Asteriidae. Gene Ontology annotation, molecular function: ATPase inhibitor activity; protein-folding chaperone binding. The coding region runs from base 203 to 3724 and encodes 1173 amino acids. Gene Ontology annotation, cellular component: cytoplasm. The record is from RefSeq and is a predicted model, not a curated record.